Molecule: messenger RNA, 1147 nt
Organism: Rhodotorula graminis WP1
Lineage: Eukaryota; Fungi; Basidiomycota; Microbotryomycetes; Sporidiobolales; Sporidiobolaceae
Exons: 6
Coding region: 23-1105 (360 amino acids)
Biological process (GO): mRNA splicing, via spliceosome
Cellular component (GO): U2-type spliceosomal complex; U2 snRNP
Molecular function (GO): RNA binding
Source: RefSeq, a predicted model, not a curated record
CGACCGCACCGAGGGCAAGUGGAUGUGCGAGGACGCCAACGGCAACGAGCUCGAGUGGGACCAGGGUCGCAACGCGUGGAUGCCUGCGCUCACCGACGAGGUCGUCAAGCAGCAGCAGGCGGCAUAUUCGGUAGCAGGAGUCGACGAGGAGGCUCCCGUCGCGCUCAAGGAGGACAAGAAGAGCAAGAAGCGCAAGGCGGCCGACGGCGCCGAUGGCAAGAACAAGAAGGCGCGCGGCAACACGGCCAUCUUUGUCUCGUCGCUCCCCAAGUCGACGACGGCCUCUCAGCUCGUCGACACGUUCAGCAAGGCGGGCCUCAUCCUCGAGGACGUCAACGGCGAGCCCAAGGUCAAGCUGUACAAGGACGAGCACGGCGCGUUCAAGGGCGAGGCGCUCAUCGUGUACCUGCAGGAGGCGAGCGUCGCGCUCGCGUGCCGGCUCUUUGACGAGACCGAGCUCGUCCUCGGCAGCGGCGAGGGCCUGAUCAGCGUCAAGGAGGCGCAGUGGGACAACAAGAAGGCGGACAAGGGCAAGGAGGAUGGGCCGGGCCAGGGCGAGGGGACGAGCGCGGGCAAGGGCAAGCCGGACCAGCAGAAGGCGCGACAGGGCAAGAAGGCGGCGGCAUUGCGGCAGAAACUCGGCGACUGGUCGGACGACGAUGAGGACCCGGCCGAGGCGGCCGCACGGGCGCGCAAGUACCGCGGCGUCGUCGUCCUUGAGGGCAUGUUCACGCUCAAGGAGCUCGAGGAGGACGCGACCUUGCUGCUCGACCUCAAGGAGGACGUGCGCGAGGAGUGCGAGACGAUCGGCGAGGUCACCAACGUGACGCUGUACGACAAGGAGGAGAAGGGCGUCAUGACGGUCCGCUUCAAGGACGAGCUCGCCGCGCAAGCCUGCAUCGCCAAAAUGAACGGCCGCUUCUUUGGCGGGCGCACGGUCGCGGCGUUCCCGAUGGACGGCUCGCAGCGGUACAAGAAGAGUGGGCAGGGGGUCGACCUGCGCGGGACGGGGCUCGGCGACGAGGACGAGGACGACGCGGCGGCCAAGAAGGAGGAGGAGCGGCUGGAGAAGUACGCGGCGUGGCUCGAGCAGGGCGGCGAGUAGAGCUCGCGGGCGGGCUGCUACAUCUUGGUGAGCGUGUUCGUG